Molecule: messenger RNA, 3165 nt
Organism: Podospora bellae-mahoneyi
Lineage: Eukaryota; Fungi; Ascomycota; Sordariomycetes; Sordariales; Podosporaceae
Exons: 3
Coding region: 1327-2979 (550 amino acids)
Cellular component (GO): cytoplasm
Molecular function (GO): nucleic acid binding; zinc ion binding
Source: RefSeq, a predicted model, not a curated record
CCCGCUCCUUGUCCUGGAGAGUAUCCAACUCAUUGACAUCCUGCUGGAGGACACUGAAAAAGCGAGCAUCGGCAUCCAACGGGACGUCAACCCACUCGCCGUCACUGGUUUGUUGCUGGCGAUGGCUACACGGGGGCGCAGAGUCAUGUGUCAAGGCCGAUGGUCCAGGUUCUGUGCUGGCGGAAGAGGUGGGAGAUAGAGAUACUGGUGAUUCUGGCAGCGAGUCGACUUCUGUUUUCUGAUCCAGAGGUUGAGCACUUGUAGUGGCUGGACGCACAACCAGUUUGGGUCUCAGGAGCUGGGAGUCGUCCGACUCUAGGCGGUAUUCGGCGUUUCGCUCAGCUACCAGCUUUUGUAACGUGUCCGGAUCAUAGCCAUUGUUUAUCAGCUCCUCCCGCACCUUACCAAGGAUCUUUUUGAGCUGACGAUAGGGAACCGCCUUGUCUACCCAGUGUCUUGGAUAGGUCUCAGCCUCCAAGGCCUCCUUGAAGGCGUGGCCGAAUUUCAUCGUAAUGUUACCACUGACCUGGCUGGCUUAAAAUGUAACUGCGAGGAUGGCAUGUGCAUGGCGGGACAAGGCGCUCGGUAUGCUUCUCAGGGUGCCGAAUUUGCAGUCGCGGGUCAAGAUGGGGCGGGAGGGGAUUUAUAGGUAAUGUUGCUUCUCGGUGAAGGUGGUUCAAGACGAGGUGACAGACGGCCAGACCCAGCCAAAGCGCGGAAGCCAAGGAUAGGACACCUGGUAGUGGUUGCUUGGCCUCUCCCCUAGCCAAUUCCCCACGGUCAACGUGACAAAAUGGGUGGCGGUUGCAGUCUGUCAAGCAAGAGGUUUGUAAUGGCGCCUUUGAGCAGCGGCCAAACGUUCGGAGCGUUCAAGCUAGCGAAAAGAAGGAAUCAGACGGAACUGAGCGUGUUCAUCUCUCCUUUUCUCAACCCGUAAACAACCCUGAACCCUGAACCCCUCAACGCUCGUCCGACCUCGCCAUGUAUCCGUGAAAAGUCUAGAUGCACCGCUUAUUUUGUGGUGGGCAUUGAGACACAUCCCACUUUUCCCAAUCGGGAUUUCGUCGUCAUUUGGCCCUGUAGGUUUGUGGUGAUGGGUCAGCCCACCAGAAUGGUCUCCAUCAAGAUUUCCAACAGUAGCCCCGCCCCCGCCAUGACCCCACUAAAAUGUUGGCAGCAUGACAAGCAUAAACGUCUCUGGAAGGACCCUCGGACCCCUACUUCCCAGGAGCAUCGAACAUGCACAUGCUUCUUGAUUCAUCACUUUCUUCAGCGGACGUGUAGAACCCUGAGCACCCAACUAUCAAAACACCCUUUAUUGUACGAAUGGGAGCUGACCAAUCCACACCUCGGGGUGCCAGUCAUGCGGCCACCACCGUCACCCAGCAGAAAACAUGCUAUUAUGAAGUUCUAGGGGUUGAUCGUCAGGUGCCGGACGAAGAAAUUCGGAGGGCCUACAAGAAAAAGGCGUUGGAGCUGCAUCCCGAUCGCAACUACCACGAUACCGAGAACGCGACGCGGAAGUUUGCCGAGCUACAAACAGCAUACGAAAUACUAUCGGACCCCCAGGAACGAGCUUGGUACGACUCGCAUCGAGAUGCUAUCCUCAGGGGUGAUGACGAAGUGGCUGGGGGUGCGCCUGGCGGACAGGACCCCGGCAAUCACACCUCGGCGAAUGCUGUCUUUGCACUGAUGAGUCGAUUCAAUUCCAGCGUACCGAUGGAUGACAGCCCGCGUGGUUUCUUUGGGAUAUUGAACGUCUUCUUCGAACAGCUUGCCGCAGAAGAAGCUGCAGCCUGCGAGUGGGACGGAACCACCCCCACACACUACCCACCGUUUGGCAAAGCGGAAGACGACUACAACACUGUGGGCAAGUCGUUUUAUAAUGUGUGGUCAAGCUUCUCGACGAGGAAAUCCUUUCAGUGGAAGGAUGUGCACCAUCUUGCGCACGCACCAGACAGGAGGAUCCGUCGCUUGAUGGAAAAGGAGAACAAGAAGCUCCGCGAUGAGGGCAUCAGAGAAUUCAACGAUGCGGUCCUCUCUUUGGUUGCGUUUGUCAAGAAAAGAGAUCCCCGUUAUGUUCCCAACACACAGUCUGAGGCGGAACGGCAGCAGGUCCUUCGCAAUUCCGCGGCAGCCCAGGCGGCCCGGUCGCGAGCAGCGCACCAGGAAAAGAUGGCCGAGUACGUGGUGCCAGACUGGGCGCAGCCGAAAGAACGCCAAGACUACGAGGGCGAGUUUUCCAUGUCGGAAGAAGAGUCCGAGGUUGAGGAGAUCGAAUGCGUGGUGUGCAACAAGACGUUUAGGAGUGAGAAACAGUUCGAGGCUCACGAAAAGAGCAAGAAACAUAUCAAGGCAGUACAGCAGUUGAAAAGACAGAUGAGAAAGGAAAACAUGCACUUCGAUCUAAAUCCUCAAGAUUCACCAGGGGUAUCUACGCCGCAGUCUCCACAGCCAGAGCAGGACGCGCAAGUCAUCCAGAGAGAGAGGGACAUGACCAACACAGCACCGCUGGCCUCUGAGGACGGGAGGACCGGAGCAGAAAAGCAAGGGCCCGUCGAGCAGGAUAAUGAUCAAGAACAGAGCACACAGUCAUCGUCGAGUCCAGAAGAUGACGAGUAUGCACCACGUUCCACGGUGGAAGAGCGCAUUGUCAACGGGGCAGGAGCCACCAAGAAGGUGUCACAGCCACAAGCAGACGAUAGCGGAGACUUGGCAGAUUCUACAGCUGCGAGCGUUGCCAACCUCACACUCAGCGAACCGGCGCCAGGUAAAAAGGUUGGUAAGGCGAAACUGAAGCGAGAAAAGAAAGCAGCUCGGCAGGCAGAGUCACAAAUCCAGGAUUCGCUACAAUGUGUGGUAUGUAAAGAGGCAUUCACAAGCAAGAACAAGCUCUUCGACCACAUCAAAGAACUCAACCAUGCAGCUCCGGUCUCUGCCACGCCUGGUAAAUCUGCAAAACAGAAGAGAAAGAAAUAAUCACCAUCCCGGUGCGUAUAUCAGCUAGUGCUUUGCAUCAUCUAAUCGAGCAGAGUGUCCUCGAUUCUCAAACAUCAUAGCGGGGAGAAGGUUUUCUUGAGAGUCCCCUAACCUGGGCAUGCACACCGCGGCGUUGACAACGCCCCUUUCCCCAAAACUACUUGUUGCCAUAUCCCAAAAUAUUAC